This is a messenger RNA of Xenopus laevis (African clawed frog), 1520 nucleotides long. It is a transcript of the gene gpr142.S, whose product is annotated as G protein-coupled receptor 142 S homeolog. Gene Ontology annotation, biological process: signal transduction; G protein-coupled receptor signaling pathway. The coding region runs from base 1 to 981 and encodes 326 amino acids. Gene Ontology annotation, molecular function: G protein-coupled receptor activity. Gene Ontology annotation, cellular component: plasma membrane; membrane. NCBI's taxonomy places the organism in Eukaryota, Metazoa, Chordata, Amphibia, Anura, Pipidae. The transcript is spliced from 2 exons. The record is from RefSeq and is a predicted model, not a curated record.
AUGAUCUUGCUACAAAACAACAGCAAAUCUCUGCAACCUUGGGUAAUGGACGAGGGAAACCUUCCCGAUCCCUCCCCUUGCGUGCUGGGUAUUAUACCAGUUAUAUACUACAGUAUUCUGCUGUGUCUUGGCUUGCCAGUGAACAUUCUGACUGCUGUGGCACUCUCAAGGCUUGCAUCCAGAACAAAGAAGUCCUCCUACUGUUACCUGUUAGCUCUUACCAUCUCAGACAUCUUGACCCAGAUCUUCAUCAUCUUUGUGGGCUUUAUCCUACAGACAGCAAUACUCCAUCGCAGGGUGCCCAGUACUUUAAUUCACGUGGUCAGUGUCCUUGAGUUCUCCUCCAACCAUGCAUCUAUUUGGGUUACAGUAAUCCUGACUAUGGACCGUUAUGUGGCAUUAUGUUAUCCCCUACAAUAUCGCUCUUUCUCUUACCCAGAGCGAACCCGUAGAGUCAUUAUCUUUGUCUUCCUCUCAUCUUUUGUGACCGGAAUACCCUUCUACUGGUGGAGUGAUGUUUGGAGGGAUCCACGUACCCCUGGAUUGCUAGACCUUACACUCAAGUGGGUUCAUUGCUUUAUAAUAUACUUCAUCCCCUGCACCAUAUUUUUGAUUACCAACUCUGUCAUCAUCUACAGGCUGAGGAAAAGAACAGGGUCCAAGAAGUGUCAGCUUCGUAAUGGCAAGACUACAGCAAUUCUUCUGGGCAUUACCACUGUUUUUGCUGUUCUUUGGGCUCCUAGAACUAUUGUCAUCAUUAUUCACAUGUAUGUUUCAUCUGUAAACAAAGACUGGAAAGUUCACCUAGCUAUGGAUAUAGGCAACAUGUUAGCCCUUCUCAACACAACUGUAAAUUUCUUUCUUUACUGUUUUGUCAACCGAAGAUUUCGGGACACAGUGAGAGAGAUAUUAGGGAUUUUCAGAUGGUGCCACACAAGAGAGGAACAAAACAUACACGUUGAAAUUGUUCUGACCACCUAAAACCUGUGGGAAUCCCAGUGGUAACAGCAGUAUAGUGGAGUAUAGUGGCUAUUUGCCACAGCUAUAGAGCCCACAGUUAAAUUGAAGUGUAGGAGAGAACAUUAUGGAAUUGAUUGGCUUUUGACUGAAGAUGUGUACUUAAAAGCAUGGCGCCUUUCUGUAUUUCCUUUUAAAAAUCUGCUCAUCCUGCUAGGGGUCAUUUAGAGCAUUGCAAGGGCAAAUAACUCUUUUGCUGCUUUCAGUUAAGUAAAAUUACACUCUCUGUAAUGCUUUUAAAAUGGUGGAGUAAAUGGUGAAAUUUGGUGAAAUGUAAAGAUGAAUGGAAGAAAAUGGUAGACAAAUAUAAUUAUGGGUGCUGAUAGAGAAAAUGAUUAAAUAUUUGCACUGAUGUCAUUUCCAUAUGUAACAGCAUUGCUAGUUGUACUUUUAGAGACACAAAACCAACAGUGUUGUAUUUUAUUGAAGGCCUUUUUUGUUUUGCUUGUGGGAAUUGCUACACUGUUGGCAUAAUAAUUAAUAAGAAUGCAAGUUUCUUGUUU